GGCCACAUCAACCCAUCCUUUUCUACAAAUGGAAAAACAAAUAACAAGAAGAAGAAGAGGAAGAAAACAAGUUGAGCAUGGAGAGUGCAAUGAAAGUAGUAGCAAUAUUAAUACUGGUGGUGGUGGCCGUGGCCGUGUUGAAUGCUGGACCGUCUUCCGGCCAGUACUGCGGGAAACGAUCCGACGGCGGAUGGACCCAGUGCGACGCCGGCACCUGCUGCGGUACUGAUAACUACUGCAGUAAACUGGGUUGUUCUGAGGACUGCUGUCAGUACUAUUGUCCCAAAGAUCAAACAGAUGGCGGAGUAGCAGUACAACAAGUGCUCGCACGCCGCGGAAUCGACGGCGUUGUUGGUGAUCGCAAGCCCAACAACGUAAAUGCUUUUUCUUCUUCUUCGACUUCGUCGUCGGAGGUUUUGUCAUGUGCUCCUUCCCUCUCUCGGUUGUCGCUGAAUUCCCGUCAGAGGUAUCCUUGGGCUGCUCUCGGUGGUGGUAAUAUUACUACUGCUAUUUGCGGCCGAUGCCUCAAGGUGACGACUGCCGGAGCUGGAGGAGUUGAUGCUCAAGUGAAGGUGCGAAUCGUUCACACGCCUGCAAUCGAGGGGCUUGAACUGGACCGCGAUACUUUCAGCAAACUCGAUACAAAUGGUUCCGACAACGAUUAUAAUUACAAUCGUAUUAUGGUAAGAUAUCAGUUCGAGAGUUGUUGAUGAAAAAGAACCGAUGACGAUCAUGAAAAAGAAAGAGAAUUUUCGACGUGUCAUUUUCUCUCGCGAUUCGAGCGCAUGGGUUUUACGAUGUAAGGGAAUUAUUACGAACUAGAAUUCGGAGACGGUAACUCUGAAUAUACCCAAAAAAAUAAAUAAAGAAGAAGCAGUGGAGUACUUCUUUUACUAUAUAGAAAGCAGGGGGAGAAUACUUAAUAUGGACCGAUGUAUACGGUUUUAGUUUCAAAAUUUCUAAUAAAUACAGUACUAUGGUACUGAUGAAGUGAGUAAAGCAGAAGUUAUCAGUUACAAGAAAACAUAUUUUCAGAGACCGCAACUCCGCAAGAAGAGUUACAAUCUGUCGCUAAAACCUUUUUAAGGACCGGUCGAUCUCCUCCGUCAGGAUAGAUAUCAGUGGAGCUAUAGCUCUUUCACGAUUUGAGAUGCACGAUUACCUGCAUAUGAAUUUAAACCCUAGCAUACGCCAUUGCUAUUAGCUAGCAACAAUCUACCUUCAAGUAUGAAACUUGUUAACAAACAAACUACAUAAUUCAUUUACAAAUUCUACAAUUAAAAACUAGAAUCAAUUAAUUACAAUACAAUUAAUAUUUAUCAACGCCAAGUGUAAUUAUAGAUCAUUAUUUUUAUAGAUCGAGGUUAUUGUGCUAACACCCAAUUUGUUAGCAUGGUGCUAACACUAGUUCCAAUCAAUAGAUAAUUUUUAUUUUUAUUUUAUUUUAUUUUUGAGGAUUGACCACAAUUGAUGUUCAUUUUUAAAGGGAGGACAAACUUGUCUUUUAAAAAAAUUAUAGGGGGAAUACGCAUGCAUGUGGUGCUGCUCAAUUAUUUCACAUCUAGUAAUAAAUCACAAGUAUCAUGAAACACACCACAAAAUACAAACGAUAAACACAACAAAUUAAACCACACCGCAUAUAAUGUAAAGUAGACCGGAAAUAUUAUAAAGCAGACCAUAACCUCACCACACCACAAAAUUCAUAAAGCAUACUAUAAAACUCAAAACGGAACACAAGUUUCUUAAAACAAACCAGAAAUAUCAUAAAGUAGACCACAAGUUCCACGAAGCUCACCAAAAAUCUCAUAAAAAUAACCACAAGUUUGAUAAAGCAGGCCAGUUUCCUUAUAAAGCAUGUUAUAAUUAAGUUCCCCAAGGCACACCAUAACUUCAUAAAGCUUACCACAAGUUUCUUAAGCGCCAGAUCAAAAACCUCAUUAAACAUACCACAAAUCACCUCAAGAUUGAAGCACAUCAGAAACCCCAUAAAAGUAACCACAUAUUUUUUUUUAUGAAUAAGCAACUUUAGUCCAUCAAAGUACCGUCAUUACAACAAUCCACCAUACAGCAUCACAGUCUGCCUCUACUUCAUCCUACAAUUUACAGAUAAUGAAAUACAAAAACACGGCUGGACUUAUUAGUUACAUGAACCAAAGCUUCUUCCUCUCUACUACUAAACUUAGCGGCAGAUUGCCCACCAUCAGGUCCUCCAUUGUAUUCCUCAUUUUGGUUAUGAAGCCUGCUGCAUUUAGAGACUACUUCUCAUACACCCUGCAACAUCUCUCCCUCCAAAUCUCACUAAUCAUCAAAUUCCAAAGCAAUCUACCCACACAGCAUCCUUGCAACGUUCCUACUACUUCCUGCAAUCCAUCAUCCCAUCCUGCUCGAGGAUGAUAACCACAGUUUAUUGAAAAGACAACUUUGACCACCUCAUGUACAUAUGGACACUCAAAAUAGAUGUGAUCCCUGGACUCUUCAUGCCCCAAAUAUAAAGGACAUUUGUUAACUACCUCUGGCUGCCAUUUCUUUAUUUUGUCGAAGGUAGAGAUUCUGUUAAGAGUGACAAGCCAGGUGAUCAGAGAGUUCUUAGGGAUUAGAAUUGGCCUAAAAACCAGCUUAGACCAUGUCUUCUCUCUGAUCAGGAAAUCAUGUGGAUAGCCUAGCUCAAGAAAUACAGGCUGAGAAAUGUU
Linum trigynum is the source of this 2690-nucleotide messenger RNA. The record is from the annotation of a GenBank genome assembly. Lineage: Eukaryota; Viridiplantae; Streptophyta; Magnoliopsida; Malpighiales; Linaceae.